GCCGUUGCCAUUCUCCGCGGUGCGCGUAGCGAUGAGGCGGCGCUGGAGGCGGCGGCCUAAGCCGAGCCAGCAUGGGCCGAGUCCUCUGGAGACCUUCGCCGAGGCGCUGCGUGGCUCCCUCGAGGGCGGCGGCGGCGCGGCGGAGGAGGAGGAAGGCGCGGGCGCGUCUGCGCCUGCUUCGGCCGGGGCCGGGGGGCGUCGCUGGUGCCCGCUGGCCAUGUGGGAGCUGGGCCAUUGCGACCCGCGGCGCUGCACAGGACGGCGCCUGGCGCGGAAGGGGCUGGUGCGGACGCUGCGGCUGGGCCAGCGCUUCGGAGGCCUCGUGCUCAGCCCGGCCGCGACGCGCUGCGUCUCCCCCGCCGACAGGCAGGUGGUGGCUCAGAACGGCGUGGCCGUGAUCGACUGCUCCUGGGCAAAGCUGGACGAGACGCCAUUUAGCAAGAUGAAGGGAAGCCACCUCCGGCUGCUGCCCCACCUCGUGGCAGCCAAUCCCGUGAAUUAUGGCCGGCCGAGCAAACUCUCCUGCGUGGAAGCUUUUGCUGCUGCUUUCUACAUUGUUGGAUUCUCCGAUCUUGGCACAAUUAUCUUGCAAAAAUUUAAGUGGGGAAAAGUUUUCCUUGAUCUGAACAAAGACCUUUUGGAAAAGUAUGCAGCUUGUAACUGUGAAGAGGAGGUGUUGGGAGUUGAGAGAGAAUUUCUUGCCAAUACCCAGGAAAAAGAAGAAGAAAUAAAUCCCUUUGAUAUUGACGUUGGAAAGACUUUUUCUAAUCCCAAUCGGCCUGCCAGAACCGUAGGAGUAACAACUGGAGGUGAAAGUUCAGGUGAAGAAACUUCGGGUGAAGAUAUUGAGGAAAGGAGCAGCAGCAGCAGCUUAGAGGACCUGAAUGUAUCAUGUGCUGUACACAGCUAGCCAGCUGUGUCAGAAGAAGCAAAUGAGAGACUUGGGUACCAAUCCUACGCAGUUUUACACGGAAGGAAGUACCUUUAAAUUCAUUGAUGGGAUUUGUUUCUAAAUAAGUAUGUUUAGGAUUGGGCUUAAGAUUGUUCAGUCUGAGGUGCAUGAGCACAUCCUUUUAUAGAAAGUCCUCUUUCACUAAUGAAAAGGCUCUCUCACUUUUUUCUUGUACAAUGCUUGCCAAACAGAUUCUGCAGCAGAUUCUCAUCUUGCCUUUUUCCCCAGUUAGUGUCUCAACUUGUUUUUAUUUUUAGUAAAAUAUAUUGGGAUGUUGAAAGAAAAUAAACGGGGAGGGUCAUCCACCCCAUGACAA
Elgaria multicarinata webbii is the source of this 1268-nucleotide messenger RNA. RefSeq names its product TSR3 ribosome maturation factor (gene TSR3). NCBI's taxonomy places the organism in Eukaryota, Metazoa, Chordata, Lepidosauria, Squamata, Anguidae. The coding region runs from base 32 to 910 and encodes 292 amino acids. Gene Ontology annotation, molecular function: rRNA small subunit aminocarboxypropyltransferase activity. The record is from RefSeq and is a predicted model, not a curated record. The transcript has 6 exons. Gene Ontology annotation, biological process: maturation of SSU-rRNA.